GUGUUUGUUCCUGCCUCAAACCUAGCUGAAUGCAGUGUCAGCAAGCAGGCUUUGUGGGGCAGCCUCGCGCCCGCGGCCGUCAGUUAUCUGUGCGAGUAGCCUCGCAGUAUGAUGCCUCACUCAGAGUCCGUGGCUCUUUCAGAAAAGUGUUUAAGUAUGUUGGGGACUUCAAUCGCCUUCCGGAGUGGUAUCCAGGCGUGGACGCUGUCACGCAAACGCGGGGGGAGGAGGGCUCUGUGAACCUGAAGAACACGUACACGGUGGACAGGACGAUUAUGCGCAUGCAGCACACGUCCACGUAUGAGAUCAUCGACGUGGUGCCGGGCAAGAAGGUGGUGUACAGCGCCCAGAGCCCGGUCCACACGGCAGUGCACCAACUCUACUUUCAAGAGGACCCCACGGAUCGCAACUACACCAACAUCCGCUACAUUAAAAAGCUACAGCUCCGGAGCAUUGCCGGGCCGUUGCAGCCGCUUGUGACAGGGAACCUGAGCAAGAUUCCCGAGGAGGGUCUGCGGAACCUGGCCAUUAUCUUCUUGCGCGCGGACACGCCGUUGAAGGACAUCAAGCUGGACCCGGAGGACGAGGCAGAGGAGAUUCGGGCGUCCCGGCCACAGUCAGGCUGGUCCUUCCAGUCGCUUUGGGACGGGUUGGGACUGGGCGGCGGCCCGGUGGGCGGCUCGAUAGCUGUGGACACGCUAGGGUACUACGCCAUCCUGGGGCUGGACGUGCGCCGCAUGAGCCGCUACACCGCCGACGAUAUCAAGGCUGCAUACCGGGCCAAGGCUAUGGAGAUGCACCCCGACAAGGUGUCCAUUGAUGACACGGCAGCACAGGAGUCCGCCACGCUCAAAUUCCAGCGGCUGCAGAAGGCCUACAACGUGCUGCGAAACCCGGACCACAAGCGCCUGUACGACUCCGGCGAGCUGGUGGAGGAGCUGGUGCAGUGAGCGCCUACAGCUGACAGGUGCCUACUGCAUAGCGGGCUGUGAUGUGAGUCCUCACAACAAAUAGGUGCCUUGAAGGCCCAUCCUGAUGCUCGGAGCCAUCUGGGUACAUGAGCAAGCUUCUUUGAGCAUUUGACUUGCAGCAGGUAUGGGUCCGGUCCGGCUUGUGUGUACCUACGACGUGGUGGUGGUUUUGUCUGGACAUUUCAUGCGAGUGGUCUGGGCGGAGGAAGGGGCAGCAGCGGGUUAGGAGAACUAAUCGUAAACGCGCAGGUGAUGGAUGGUCACAUGUACCGCAAUAGUAUCACGUGUAGGUUCGCCCGGCAGUUAGAUAAGAAAUGUGUGCCUGCGCCCCGCAUGAGCCUUACCCAGCUGCGAGUUUAGGCACAACCUGUGGGGAAAGUGGCGCUCGCAGAGUAAUGGUGCUUUUAGGGUAGCUGUGAUAGCUUAUAUUUAACACGGGGCACAAACUUCUCGUUGGAACAGUACGUCAGAAGUGGUUACGUGCAAGUCCAUGACGGUCCAUGAGCGGUGCGCAUCUAAGCAGUUUCAGGAAAUGUAUGGUUGAUGCUGGGGUACCGGCCGUGGGUACCGGCCGUGCCGCACGGAUUGUGGCCAUAGCCACACGAUUGGAAGGAGAAAUGCAUGCGGGAUGUGAAGAAUUCUUUGGGUGAAGUAUCAUAUCGUGCACUGUAACACGGCAAGCAU
Molecule: messenger RNA, 1655 nt
Organism: Chlamydomonas reinhardtii
Lineage: Eukaryota; Viridiplantae; Chlorophyta; Chlorophyceae; Chlamydomonadales; Chlamydomonadaceae
Exons: 11
Coding region: 30-950 (306 amino acids)
Source: RefSeq, a predicted model, not a curated record